Messenger RNA from Ictalurus furcatus (blue catfish), 2627 nucleotides. Its product is annotated as NXPE family member 3-like. The record is from RefSeq and is a predicted model, not a curated record. Lineage: Eukaryota; Metazoa; Chordata; Actinopteri; Siluriformes; Ictaluridae. The transcript is spliced from 7 exons. The coding region runs from base 101 to 1780 and encodes 559 amino acids.
AGCGUUCAUCACAGUAUUUACCUAAUUUUGUUGAAGCUGUCCCUUGUGAGAUUUGCUGUUGGCUAACCGGCACUGUGUGUUGUGAUCCUGGCACCCAGUCAUGGACAGACACAUACCCAGAUUGGAGCUUGUCGUUAUUCUAUUGGUACUAUCAGGAUUUUUAUUGUUUAUUCUCAACAUGUUAACGGAGUCCAGUAACCAAAAAUGUAAAACUCCAAAAAGUUCAUUAAGGCAUCGUAAAAGUAAUCCACGUGAAGAGGCCAAAGAAGAGAGAUCUCUGCUCAAUUCCAUUAAAUGGCCUGGUCCCUGGGUGCAAGGUCUGUCUGUGGAGCUCAGCAGCGACCCUACCAAGAGCUACUUUGUGAUUCAGGGCUCAUCAAAACAACACAGAGGUGGUCAGCUUCUGGUCAAUGUUCAUAUGCAGAACUUCUUGGGACUGCCUAAGGGUCAUGGUGGAGAUUUUCUGAUAGCCCGGCUGCAUUCGCCCAACCUGGGAGCUGGAGUUGCAUGGAAGGUGCACGACCACCAUGAUGGCACCUAUACAGUGCUAUUUCCACUGUUGUGGGCUGGUGUAGCGUGGGUGGAAAUCACCAUGGUGCACCCGAGUGAGGCAGUGGCAGUGCUCAAAAGGUUGCAGAAGGAGCAACCAGACAGAGUGUUUUUUAAAAGCCUAUUCAGAUCUGGUGACCUCGCAGAGAUCACUGUGUGCAACCUGUGCCUGCCACUCAACUACAAACCACUCUGCAACUACACUGACCCUUUAACUGGAGAGCCCUGGUACUGCUACAAACCAGAAAUGCUAGGCUGUGACACACGAAUAAAUCAUUAUAAAGGGGGCUACAAGAAGAACCUUAUUACUGAAUAUGAAGCACAGUUCUUCCAGAGUGAUGUAAAUAUCAAAAUUCCUAUACCUGCAUCAGCGAUGGGCAAAGUGACCGUGUUACCCAGAGAAAAAGGAGAAGCCAAUGUAAAAAAUAACAACAUUUCUGCUGGCUACUACUUUCAUGGUACCUGGAGGCCUUUGAAUGGUGCAGUCAUCCAGCAGUUUAAGGACUCAUCAGCCAUAACACGUUGUCUUAGAGGGAAGGCUCUCUACAUGUUUGGAGAUUCCACUGUGCGGCAAUGGUUUGAGUACCUCUCUGCUCUUCCUAACCUUAAACUUUUACAGUUAACCCUUUACAGUUCUUACAAAAUGGGGCCAUACAUGGCAGUGGACAGCAGGAACAACAUUCGGGUAAGCUAUCGCUGCCAUGGUCCGCCCAUCCGCUUUUCCACAGUGCUUUCCUCUGAGCUGCGCUAUGUAGCUAACGAGCUAGACAAGAUCCAGGGUGGGCCGGACACAGUGGUACUCGUGAGCAUGUGGUCUCACUUCAGCACCUUCCCUGAUGAAAUAUAUAUAAGGCGCCUCCGACAUAUCCGCAGGACCGUGGUACGGCUGCUGAACCGUGAGCCAGCUACGUUGGUGGUGAUCCGAACUGCCAACCUGCAAAAGCUUGGCCCAGGGAGCAGCCUGUUCAACAGUGACUGGUUCUCUCUGCAGAAGGAUGCUCUGCUGCGUGUCAUGUUCAGAGGACUCCAUGUGCAGCUGCUAGAUGCCUGGGAGAUGACGCUGGCCCACCACCUCCCACAUGACUUACACCCACCCCAUGCCAUUAUCAGAAAUAUGAUGGACAUGAUCCUCUCCCGUAUCUGUCCAUCUGAGGAAAUAUACAUAUUCUGUGUAUUUGACCCCCUUUCCAACAACGGCUAUAUGAUGUUGAGAUCCAUCUUUUCACACUGAGGACAACUGAGGGACUCGUACGCGACUAUUACAAAAGGUGCAGACGUUAACUGAUGCUCAAGAAGGCAACACAAUACAUUAAGAGCUGAGGGGUGUAAAGUUUUGAAGAGGAUGAUUAGUGUAAAUUGUUAAUAUUUUGUCUUUUGGGAGACAUGUAACUAUCUUAUUUAGUGUCUGAAGGGCAGUACUAAAUGGAAAAAAAGAUCUUUAAACAAAAUAAUAACAAUUUCCACUGAUCAUCCAGUGGGACUAAGAAGGUGAUGUGAAACAGGUAAGGUAAUCAUAGUAUAUAAGGAGCCUCCAAAAAGGCCUAGUUCUUCAAGAUCAAGGAUGGGUUGAUGCUCACCAAUCUGCCAACAGUUGAGUCAGCGAAUAAUCCAGCACUUUGAGAACAACAUUCUCCAAAGACAAAUCAGUAGGAUUUUGGGCGUUUCACCUUCUACAGUGCACAAUAUAAUUAAAACCCAUGUCACACUUCUCUUCAUCUCCCUCCACUGGCUUCCUGUAGCUGCCCGCAUCAAAUUCAAGGCCUUGAUGCUCACCUACAAGACCUUGUCUGGAACAGCACCCUCCUACCUCAACUCUCUCCUGAAGGAUUUUGUUCCCUCAUGCAAUCUGUGAUCAAUCAAUGACCGACGCUUAGUAGUACCUACUCAGCGCGGCUCAAGGUCCCUUUCAAGAACAUUCAAACUAACUGUUCCUCAGUGGUGGAAUGAACUUCCAACCUCAAUCCGGACCGCAGAAUCUCUCACCAUCUUCAAAAAACAGCUAAAGACCCACCUCUUCUACACGUCCCUGCCUCGCAACACUCACCUAUGCUAGUCAAACAACUAACCAAGUUUCCAAA